This is a messenger RNA of Lycium barbarum (goji berry), 1936 nucleotides long. Its product is annotated as integrin-linked protein kinase 1. Gene Ontology annotation, molecular function: ATP binding; protein binding; protein kinase activity. NCBI's taxonomy places the organism in Eukaryota, Viridiplantae, Streptophyta, Magnoliopsida, Solanales, Solanaceae. The record is from RefSeq and is a predicted model, not a curated record. Gene Ontology annotation, biological process: protein phosphorylation.
GCUUAAACUCAACGAAAUUUCAAACUUGCUUCUACACUAGUUAAUUCGUUUCAGAUUCUUUCACCAUCACACCUCACUUAUAGCCACACAGAAAAAGCAUUUCACAUUGCAUAAAACACACUAGAUUGGUCUAGAACGUUCUCCAAUUCUUCGAAGCAAAUUUACGAAAAUCAUUGAAUUAAUUUUCCUUUAUGGAGUACUCAAAGUCACAGUCAAGGUUUCCGUUGGGCAGACAAUCAUCACUCGCCCCGGAGAGAAACGGCGUUUCCGGCUCAGUUACUGAAGUUAACGCUGGCCACAGUGGUGAUGAUGAUGGUGAAGUUGACGGAGGUAUGGAUUCCGGUUUGAGGUUAAUGUAUAUGGCUAACGACGGUGAUUUGGAAGGUAUGAAGGAAAUUUUGGACUGCGGUACCAGUGUGAACUACACAGAUAUCGAUGGACGGACUGCUUUGCAUAUUGCAGCUUGCCAGGGAAAUGCUGAUGUUGUUGAUUUGCUGCUCAAAAAUGGGACUCACGUGGAUGUCAUGGAUCGCUGGGGCAGUACGCCUCUUGCAGAUGCAAUAUAUUACAAGAAUAAUGAUGUGGUCAAGUUUUUGGAAAUACAUGGAGCAAAAGUACCUGCAAUUGCUCCCAUGCACGUCGAAAAUGCUUGUGAAAUUCCAGAGUAUGAAAUUGAUCCAACAGAACUUGAUUUUAGUAAUAGCGUCAACAUAACAAAGGGUACGUUUUGUGUUGCUCUGUGGCGUGGAACUGAGGUUGCUGUUAAGAAACUUGGUGAAGAAUUUUUCACCGACAAAGAUAAAUUCAAGGCAUUUAGGGAUGAGCUUGCCUUACUACAGCAGAUACGCCACCCAAAUGUAGUCCAAUUUCUUGGUGCUGUGACACAGAGUAGCCCAAUGAUGAUCAUCACGGAGUAUCUGCCUAAGGGAGAUCUUCGUGCAUUCCUGAAACGGAAAGGUGCAUUAAAGCCAAUAAAGGCGGUGAAGCUUGCACUGGAUUUUGCAAGAGGAAUGAACUACUUACAUGAGCAUAAACCUGAAGCAAUAAUUCAUCGAGACCUAGAGCCCGAAAACAUAUUACGGGAUGAUUCUGGACAUCUGAAAGUUGCAGAUUUUGGACUUAGUAAGCUGAUGAAAUUUACCAAAACUGUCAAGGAAGAUAGACCACUGUUGCGUCAAGAGGAUUCAUGGAGAUAUGUUGCUCCAGAAGUUUUUAAGAAUGAGGAGUAUAACACCAAGGUGGAUGUUUUCUCUUUCGCUUUGAUAUUGCAAGAGAUGAUUGAAGGCUGCCGACCAUUUUCCACGAAGCAGGAAAUUGAAGUGGCCAAAGCCUAUGUUGCAAAUGAACGCCCUCCCUUUAAAGCUUCACAAAAGCUUUAUGCUCAUGGACUGAGAGAGUUAAUUGAGGAUUGUUGGGCGGAGCAACCAACAAGAAGACCAACUUUUCAGCAAAUAAUUAUCAGGUUGAAAGAAAUCAAACAUAUUCUUUUGCAUAGAAGAUGUUGGAAGGCAAAGGCACUUAAAUGUUAGAAUCUUGAGGCCAUCUUGAAGUUUGAUCAUUAGAGUUCAAGGAGUCGCUCAUCUAGCUCAACUGUCUGAUGAGAAGUGCCUGUGCUGCAGCUACACCGUUAAUCAAUUCAUAUUGUGAAUGUUUUCCAACCUUUAUUCGUCACUUUUUUUCUUUCUUUUGUGCGACGAUGGUUUGGGGAGAAGGUGACGGUAUGGCUUCCAUUGCCGUCCUUUAUGUUUGUACUGGAAGUCUGAUGUUGAUUAUUGCUUCAAAACUCUGUGAUUUCUUUGUGUCUUUUCUUGUAUGUAGGGUAACAUGUCAAUCGUUUUGAAUUUGUUGUUUGUUCACUUUUGCUACAAAUUUUGGUAGUUCGGGCUAUGGCAAAAUUGUACAAAUAUUAUGUGGUAUAUGAAAGUUUGUGAUGCAA